AUGGAGUCCCGAUCCAAGGCAAAGUCAGUCGCCCAGCGACGAGUCUAUGGCAAACGGAGAGCCAAUGCGCCGAGAGCAGUAUUCGACCAGGCUAGCCCAGAUAGAGAUACAACAUCCAAGAGAACCCAAAAUGUCGAUCCAGUCGAAUGCCUAGAAGCGAAACUGGCUCGAGUGACCAUCGAUGAAGACAUGGCCCCCCAACACGACGAAGAGACCGGAUCUCAAAAGACGGAGGAAACUGAGGAACAGCAUCAAUUGAUCGACACCUCCUCGGAACAAUCGAGUCCUUAUCCUGAAGCGGAGUCUCCAGACACCUCGAUAACACCAUCUGUCGAAUCCACCCUGGAGCAACCGGAACCGAAGCAGUUCGAAACGAUGGUAGAGGUCAGGAUAUGCGAAACCAACACAGCUGAUUCAUCGGAUGCCACGUCAAAGUCCACCACCACCAUGCCCGAUACCACGCCAGAGUCCACUGGGAUUAUUCAUGACAACAAAUUCAAUGACUAUGUCCGCCCAAUUCUCAACGAAGCACUAGCUCCGAUUGCUGCGCAAAGUAUCCAAAAAUUCGGCUCAUGGGCCUCUCGAUCCGCAAACAUGUUCGACGUUGCAAAGCUAGCCGAGGGCUCCUACGGUGAAGUUUACAAACUUCAUCUGCGCGAAGAAGCCUGCAGGCCGGUGGUCUCAAAGUCUAGAUUGGCCAAAUUGAAAUCAUAUGGCGAUGGAGUCUUUAAGGUCGUACCUCUGCGAGCCAAGAGUGGCCCUGGGUCCAAGAAAUUCACCAGUAUCGAGGAGAUUGUCUCCGAAGUCAAGAUGCUGAAAUAUCUUGACCCUAUUCCUGGAUUUGCCCGUUUUAGAGAGAUCCAUGUUGUUCAAGGCCGUUUCCCAGAGCCAUUCCAGAAUGCGUGGGACCACUACAAGAAAACCAAAGACGACUGCAUGAAUCCUAACCCAUCCAACAAGAGGGCAUACCCCGAUACACAACUUUGGGCAAUCAUCGAAAUGGAUGAUGCGGGAUGUGAACUGGAGAAGUUCGCUUGGUCCUCGAUUUUCCAGAUCUAUGAUAUCUUCUGGGGAGUUGCCAUGGCUUUGGCACGGGCCGAGGAGUAUGCCCUCUUCGAGCAUCGAGAUCUGCACUUGGGAAACGUUUGUAUCCGCUCUACUCGGCAGGAUGGCUGCAUGGAUCCUCCCACAGAGCAGGACAUUGCACGCCAUUCAUGCCCCAGCGGAUUUGGGUUCAGCUCUAUCGAAACCACCAUUAUCGAUUACUCCCUCUCUCGAGCGGAGCUGCGGUUGACCGAUGACCCCAAUGGAAUGAUUGAGGUUGCAUCGUCUGAUUUGGAUAAGAAGCAAUUAUUCGAUGCUAUUGGUCAAGAUGAGGAUGAAAUUAUGCAGCGAAACACCUACAGAUAG
This is a messenger RNA of Penicillium canescens, 1410 nucleotides long. RefSeq lists its product as uncharacterized. NCBI's taxonomy places the organism in Eukaryota, Fungi, Ascomycota, Eurotiomycetes, Eurotiales, Aspergillaceae. Bases 1 to 1410 code for a protein of 469 amino acids. The transcript is spliced from 2 exons. Gene Ontology annotation, biological process: intracellular signal transduction; mitotic cell cycle. The record is from RefSeq and is a predicted model, not a curated record. Gene Ontology annotation, cellular component: cytoplasm; nucleus. Gene Ontology annotation, molecular function: histone H3T3 kinase activity.